Molecule: messenger RNA, 1952 nt
Organism: Odocoileus virginianus texanus
Lineage: Eukaryota; Metazoa; Chordata; Mammalia; Artiodactyla; Cervidae
Source: RefSeq, a predicted model, not a curated record
GCGGAAAGAACUACAACUUCCAGCAUGCCCUGCGGCGCCUGUCUCGACCCUUGGUUCCUACCCCAACCCCAGCCCUCCGCCCCCUCUCGGGACUAUCCCCUUCCGCCCCUUUUGUUUGCCGCACAGCCUGUGUAGAAAGGCUGGACCCUCGGCGGCGGAGUCUGACGCUUACCUGAGAGGGAGGGCUCGGUGUCGAAGAGAUGAAUCGGACAAAGGGUGAUGAGGAGGAGUAUUGGAAUAGCUCCAAAUUCAAGGCUUUCACCUUUGAUGAUGAAGAUGAUGAGCUCUCACAGUUAAAGGAAUCCAAGCGGGCAGUGAAUAGCCUUCGAGACUUCGUGGAUGAUGAUGAUGAAGAUGACCUGGAGAGAGUCAGCUGGACCGGGGAACCUGUGGGAAGUAUCUCAUGGUCCAUCAAAGAGACUGCUGGUAAUAGCGGGUCAAGCCAUGAGCGUGAACAGCUGAAGAACCGAAACAGCUUCUCCACCUAUGCACAACUACCCAAACCUGCUUCUACCUACUCUCUGAGCAGCUUUUUUAGAGGGAGAACUAGACCUGGAAGUUUCCAGUCCCUCUCUGAUGCUCUGUCAGACACACCUGCCAAGAGCUAUGCUCCAGAGCUGGGGAGACCCAAGGGGGAGUACAGGGAUUACAGCAAUGACUGGGGCCCCAGUGACACAGUGCGGCGCCUCCGGAAGGGCAAGGUCUGCUCACUGGAAAGGUUCCGCUCCUUACAGGACAAAAUCCAGCUCCUAGAAGAAGCAGUAAGCAUGCAUGAUGGAAACGUCAUUACUGCAGUUCUGAUCUUCCUGAAGAGGACGCUGAGUAAAGAGAUCCUCUUCCGAGAGCUGGAGGUGCGGCAGGUUGCCCUGAGACAUCUCAUUCACUUCCUUAAGGAGAUAGGUGAUCAGAAGCUGCUUUUAGACCUCUUUAGCACCAGUUUUCACAUUUAUAAAAUGGAAGUAAUGUUGCCUACUCCACAGGUCGUUAUGAAGCUGUCCCAUUAUCGAGAGCACUUGAACAUUCAGGACCCCGAGAAACGAAAAGAAUUUCUUAAGACAUGCAUUGGUUUGCCAUUUUCAGCAGAAGAUUCUGCCCACAUACAAGACCAUUACACACUCCUGGAACGUCAGAUCAUUAUCGAGGCAAACGAUCGGCAUCUAGAAUCAGCGGGACAGACUGAGGUCUUCCGGAAGCACCCCCGCAAAGCGUCCAUCCUCAAUAUGCCGUUGGUGACGACGCUCUUCUACUCCUGCUUCUACCACUACACGGAGGCUGAGGUGCGGGCCACACGGGGGAGAAAGGCCCACGCGUUCUCACUGCACAGGGGCAUCCUUCAGAGCCUGUUCCAGCGUGUUCUGUUGACAGGGGGUGCACAUCAUUCUUGGCAGUCCACCUGGGAAGCGUUCACAGGGGAAGAGAGGCCUGGAAGGGUUCGUGUGGCUUCCAGUGAGCAGGCCGGCCCCAGAACGCAUCUGCCGGACCAGUGCUGCUGCUGUGAGCGGCUCUGCUCAGAGGCCCAGAGCUUCACAUGGAUUCCCACAGCACGGCCACCCCCUCUUUUUCAGAACUGGCUGGGCUACACCAAGAAGAGAGCACCCAUUGGCUUCCAUCGGGUUGUGGAAAUUUUGCACAGGAACAAUGCCCCUGUUCAGAUAUUACAGGAGUAUGUCAAUCUGGUGGAAGAUGUGGACACAAAGUUGAACUUAGCCACCAAGUUCAAGUGUCAUGAUGUCGUCAUCGAUACUUGCCGGGACCUGAAGGAUCGUCAGCAGUUGCUCGCGUACAGGAGCAAGGUGGACAAAGGCUCUGCCGAGGAGGAGAAGAUCGAUGCCCUUCUCAACAGCUCGGUGAGUGGCUGCGGCUUGCCCUCCAGCGGGCUCGGGAAACAGUUCUCAGAGGAGCGUCAAGCAUAUAUUCCCAAGGCCUGAGUGGGAUUGCUAUCGGCCAAGCCU